Molecule: messenger RNA, 1331 nt
Organism: Drosophila miranda
Lineage: Eukaryota; Metazoa; Arthropoda; Insecta; Diptera; Drosophilidae
Product: mucin-5AC
Exons: 3
Coding region: 41-1180 (379 amino acids)
Source: RefSeq, a predicted model, not a curated record
UGAGCGCUGUUAGCUGAGACAUCAGUUCUUCGGCAACAACAUGUUCCACUCCAAGCUCCAUCUUCUCCUCAGCGUUGCCAGUGUCCUGGGUACCCUGCACACGGCUCAGGCCCAGUACGAUCUAUAUGGGGACCUAUCCUACGGCAGCUCGGUAGAGUCGCAGUUGGACUACGUAUUCACGGACAGCUACUACGACGUCAUCUGCCCGCCCGGUGGCUCCCCGGUGUGCGCCACGGAUGGCCGCCAGUACCAGCGGUUCUCCAGCAAGUGCCGCCUGGACUCGCAAAACCUUAAGCUGCUCUUCGCCGGCAAUCCGGAACUGACUCAAACUGAUCUCAACUACUGCUCCUCGUACUCUGCUCUGGCUCCUUCGCCCUACUAUCUGCGCCCCCAACCGACGCACGCCACCCACUACUCUUCGAUCACAGGCUCAAACUCAUUCGCCUAUGCCGCGGCCAACGGUCCCUAUGGCGCCAAGGCAGUCGCUGAGGCUUCCGGUCCAUAUCCCGUUGGAUCCUCUUCCUAUCCCGUGUAUUCGAAAAGCGGUCCGGCGUACAGGGCCUUUGAUGGAGCGUAUCCUAAAACUACUGCGGCUCCGGCCCGUGGAUCCACAGUGGUAACUACCAAGGCAACUCGUUAUCCUUCUAGGUAUCCCACUGCGGCUCCAACUUCUGCCCCCACUACUCCUCCUACGCCUGCAACUACUGAUGCAACCACUGAUGCAUCAACUGCUGCUCCAACAAAGACAUCGACGACUGCCCCAACAGAUGCAUCGACUGCUCCUCCAACGGCAGCACCCACCGAUGCACCAACCGUUACUACAACGGUAGCACCUACUGAUGCAUCAACGGUCGCUUCUACGACCACACCCACCGAUGCACCAACCGCCGCUCCAUCCUCUGUUGCCACCGAUUCCACAACCGCCACUCCCACGGCUGCACCCACGGCUGCUCCCACGGCUACUUCCACGGCUGCUCCCACAGAUGUUACCACGCAAGCCACAACCGUGGCUCCCUCCGGCGAUCUGGUGAUCACGGAGACAGACGGUUUGGCUACAACCACCACCACCGUGACGCCGGGCACGAUCGACACCUGUUCCGAUACCUUUACCACCUUGACCAUCGUCGUGGAUGGAGUGACGACCACAGUGAGUGGCUGCAAGACCGUGACAACAAGUUGAGCAGUAGCGAAUAAAUGUGGAGAACCAGCAGCACGAUAACGACACCAAUAGAAACCAUAGAUUCAAUAAUUCGAAAUAAUUGCAAUCGAUCCACGGCAAUGUGUAGCGUGUUCCAUUUAAUUUAAUAAAACUAUUAGUACAGCCCCACAAA